Molecule: messenger RNA, 3646 nt
Organism: Cyprinus carpio (common carp)
Lineage: Eukaryota; Metazoa; Chordata; Actinopteri; Cypriniformes; Cyprinidae
Product: hormone-sensitive lipase
Biological process (GO): triglyceride catabolic process; cholesterol metabolic process
Cellular component (GO): cytosol
Molecular function (GO): triacylglycerol lipase activity; sterol ester esterase activity
Source: RefSeq, a predicted model, not a curated record
CGGGUGGGAGGGAGGGCAUCCAAUCGAAACACUCUAUCUUACUGUCUUCCCCUUUUGUUUACCUCCCCCUUCCCAUGUCUCUAUUUCUCUGGCUCCACGGCUGUGCGGAUAUUGAGGGGACAGGACGUACAAGGACUCCAGCAUGAGUUCUGAAGAGGUGAUGGACACCAAGGCAGUAUUCACUGCCUUGUAUGAUGUGUGUGAAGAAAAUGCCAACUUCUUCUCUGGGGCCACAAAGGGCCAACCCGGGGACGCAGCCCAGCGCCUUGUGGAUGCCAUGACCACCAUCCAGGAGCACGCCCGGACUCUGGAGCCUGUCAUCUCUGGAUUUGCUGCCAUCUACCACCAUUUUGACUUUGACCCUCAUAUUCCAGCCAAUGGAUAUCGCUCCCUUGUUAAGGUGGUGCGCUGUUGCCUCCUCCACAUCAUCCACAAAGGGCGCUAUAUCACAUCAAACAGGCGGAGCAUCUUUUUCCGUGCGAGCCAUAAUGCAGCAGAGAUGGAGGCGUACUGUAGUGCUCUGUGUCAGCUCAAGGCGCUGCUCUAUCUAGCUCAGAGACUGCUUCAUGACAACAGCCACGGCAACCUUUUCUUCCAGGAGGAAAGUGGCCUCAGUCAGAGCUUCCUGAGAGAGUAUGCCUCCAUGCACAAGGGCUGCUUCUAUGGCCGCUGUGUUGGAUUUCAGUUUACUCCUGCCAUCCGUCCAUGCCUGCAGUCAAUUGCUAUUAGCCUGGUUGCCUUCGGAGACAACUACAAGAAGCAUCAGUCAGGGAUAGGUGUAGCAGCAAGUUCUUUCCUGACGUCUGGGAAGUAUGCCAUCGACCCUGAACUGAGAGGUCAGGAGUAUGAACGCAUCACUCAGAACCUGGAUGUUCAUUUCUGGAAGGCAUUCUGGAACAUAACGGAGACUGAAGUUCUAUCAAGUCUGGUGUCUAUGACGGCCACACAAGUGAAGGUGAAUCGAGCUCUUUCUGUUCCCUCCCUGCCCUUUGACCUGCCAUUUGCAGCAGAUCCCACCCACAUGGUGACUGUGUCUCCUCCUGCAGCUCACAUUGGCCGGGGGCCUGUGCAGAUGAGAUUGAUCUCAUAUGAGCUGAGAGAAGGACAGGACAGUGAGAAAUUAUUAGCACUGUGUCGCUCAGAGGGGGGCCAGAUAUCUCUUUCGUUGGGCCUGAAGACGAAGCGCAGUCCUCCUUCCCCAUGGCUGGUGUUGCACUUCCACGGAGGAGGCUUUGUGGCACAGACUUCCAAAUCACAUGAGCCGUAUCUGAGGAGCUGGUCCCAAGACCUGAAUGCCCCCAUCCUUUCAGUGGACUAUUCUCUGGCCCCUGAGGCCCCGUUUCCUCGGGCUUUGGAGGAAUGUUUCUAUGCCUACUGCUGGGCCAUCAAGAACCACAACCUGCUAGGUUGGACCGGUGAGCGUGUGUGUUUGGCCGGUGACAGUGCAGGAGGAAACCUGUGUGUGACCGUGUCAAUGCGGGCCGCUGCUCACGGUGUGCGCAUGCCAGAUGGCAUCGUCGCCGCAUACCCUGCCACCCUGCUCACCGUGUACGCCUCGCCAUCCCGCCUGCUCACCCUCAUGGACCCUCUAUUGCCCCUCAGUGUGCUCGCACGCUGCCUCAGCGCUUACGCAGGCACAGAUCCACAUGUGGAGAAGCAGGUGGAGAAGGUGAGCACUUUCAGCAUGGUGAGGAGAGAUACUGCACUGCUGCUACGAGACUUCAAACAGGGGGCCUCCAACUGGAUCCAUUCACUGCUGGACAGAGGGGGUGCAGACUCUGUAAGAAAGAGUGUUUCAGAAGCGUCUCUGACCUCUCCUCAUACAGACCCUCCGGUGUCUGGUAAGGCGUCUGAAUACUCUCUAGAGAAAGGGUCUCUGAAGAGCCAGACAUGCCAGGACUUGGGCACACACACUAACAGCGGUGCCAGCAACGUACAGAAAAAUGCCAGCCAGACUGCCAACCACCUUAGCACCACCACAGUCAACCACAACUCCAUCCUUGACAUCACACUGACACCCGAGAGCAAGCCCGAGGAUGUGAGUUUCUUCCUCUGCAAAGAAGUAGAUCCCUCAGUAUCAGAAUCCUUUUCAUCUGUGGCCAUUCCGCCCCCUGGUGGUGAGGAGGACUCUGAGAAACCCCAGGAGUUUCCAGAGGGCUUUGAGCCUCUACGGUCAGAGCAAUUAGCAGAGAUGAACAUGCAGAGUUCUCCCAUUGCCAGAAACCCCUACAUGUCCCCCCUUCUGGCUCCAGACAGCAUGCUAAAGGGACUACCUCCCAUACACAUAGUGGCCUGUCAUCUGGACCCCAUGCUAGACGACUCUGUGAUGUUUGCCAAAAGGCUGCGAAAUGUCGGUCAGCCAGUGACCCUGUGUGUCGUGGAUGACCUUCCUCAUGGCUUCCUUAGUCUGUCACAGCUCUCGAGGGAGACUCGGGAAGCCGCUAACGUAUGCAUGGAGCGAAUCAGGGAUGUCUUUACCAUGAAAGACCCUCCCCCAGAGAUGCGCAAGCACCGCAAACUGGAACGGACCAACCAGGAGCCCUUUGCUACCAAAAGAGACCACACUCCGCUUUUGCAAGUGACCGUGCAGAAGGAGGAGGGGUUAUUUGUUGGAGGAGGGGCUCCCUUUGUGGAUGAGGAGGGGCUUGCUGGUUUUUACCCUCCCACUAAAUCUGAAGCUGAAAAGAUUCUAGCUUAGAUUUUGGCCUGGUUCCAUUCUGAAUGAUACCAAAAGAGAUACAUAUGGGUUAGAGUAAGGUCAUAUUAUGUGAAUAACACAGUGAUUAUAGUGGAUAAGAUUAUAGAGAGAAAAAAUAAAGGAAUUAACCAACUAUUAAAUUUAAACUUAUGAAAGACAUUAUUAAGUAUUUAGUUUAAAGUUCAAAUUAGAACACCUCAAGCUUUAUUACUCAAAUGUGGUUGCGUACCCAUGCACUCCCUUUACAUCUGUUUACCACCUUGCCUUUUGUUGCAUUAUACCAGCACAAAGACUAAUAUCCUGCCUUGUACAGAAACAUCCCAGCACAUAACUGUCAUUGAAAGACAUUACAAAUGGAUGUAUAAACCCAAACCUCAAUCGUUAUAGCACUAACUGUUCUUAUGUGUUAAUGAAAUCGGUCUACAAACUGUGAUUUAAUAUUAUACCUUUGUGCUACAAUAUAGAAUGCAUUGCUGCUAGGCACACUGGGGUUAACUGACAAAAGCAUAUAUUAAUGGUUGAAUUUUUUCUUUAUAGUAGCUUUUGAAUUAUUUAUGACACCAAAUUAUAAUAUGGUGUUACUGUGUAUGUUAAUCACCCUUUAUUAAUCUACCUGCCUCUUGGCUCCUAGAGGAUGUCCUGUGUGGGUAGCAGUUGAAUGGGAUUGCUGAUGCUGCUUUGUCCUCAUAGAGUUCAAUGAUUAUUAAAUGCAAUUAAUCAUGAUCAAAUUUCCACAAGUGUUCUGUGGAAGGAAAGAUCAAGUUACACAAAACACGACACAGAAUUUGUGAUAUAGUGUUACUUGUGUUGUGUGGUGUCCUGUCUUGUUAUACUCAAGAUAGUUUAUAAGUUAAAUAGUUUAUUUUGUCUUGUUAUCUUCAUAAUGACUUAGAGAAUUGUGUUUAUUGUAUGUAAAUGUUUACUUAAAAUUGCUAGUUCACCCAAAAA